Messenger RNA from Lepus europaeus (European hare), 4679 nucleotides. It is a transcript of the gene COL18A1, whose product is annotated as collagen type XVIII alpha 1 chain. The transcript is spliced from 41 exons. Gene Ontology annotation, cellular component: basement membrane. The coding region runs from base 5 to 4516 and encodes 1503 amino acids. Lineage: Eukaryota; Metazoa; Chordata; Mammalia; Lagomorpha; Leporidae. The record is from RefSeq and is a predicted model, not a curated record.
CCCGAUGGCUCCCGACCCCAGCGGCCGCCUGGGCCUGCUGCUGCUGCUUACCUGCUGCCUUGCAGCCGCCAGGGCUGACCUCCUGAGCCUGGACUGGCUGUGGUCCACUAAGGCCGCCAACCCCCCGGACGUCCAGGUCUCCGAGCACCAGGGCGGCCCACCUGUGCAGCCCACGGCGGAUCCCACCACGCACGUGGCCCUGGGACAUGGCCCCACGGAACAAGGGCACGUGGAGGAGCCGGAGCCUCCCGCUGAACCCACCAGCCCUGCUGCCCCCGCCCCCUCCGCAGCCAGCCCAGACACGAAGGAGGAGAACGUUGCGGGCGUUGGAGCCAAGAUCCUGAACGUGGCUCAGGGCAUCCGGAGCUUUGUCCAGCUGUGGGAUCACACCACCCCCACCGAGGGCUCUGCUGUGGUGACCUCGCCGGUCUCGGCGACCGUCGCAGACCCCCUCACCCUCCCUGGGUCCUCCAGCGCCCCCCACGAGGACGGGACUGCUCUCCGGCCCAGCACCGAAGCUCCGAGCCCCCCAGCUGCUCCGACGACGACCGAGGCUGGCACUGUGCUGGCACCCAUUCAACCGCCUGCCUCCCCGGCAGGGCCCCAGGCACUGCAUCGGGUGUCCCCAGAGGGCUCCGGCGACGAGGUCGGGCUGCUGCAGCUCCUCGGCGAGCCCCCGCCCCAGCAGGUGACCGAGGUGGAGGACCCCACCGUCGGGCUGGCCUACGUCUUCGGGCCGGAUGCCAACAGCGGCCAGGCGGCCCAGUACCACUUCCCCAGCCCCUUCUUCCGGGACUUCUUGCUGCUGUUCCGCAUCCGGCCGGCCACGGAGCGCGCCGGGGUGCUGUUUGCCAUCACGGACCCGGCACAGGCCGUGAUCACGCUGGGCGUGAAGGUCUCGGAGGUGCGGGACGGGCACCAGCUCAUCUCGCUGCUCUACACGGAGCCAGGCGCCCGCCACACGCACACGGCCGCCAGCUUCCGCCUGCCCGCCUUCGUCGGCCAGUGGCUGCGCUUCGCACUCAGCGUGGACGGCGGCCACGUGACGCUCUCCGUGGACUGCGAGGAGUUCCAGAGGGUGCCGUUCACGCGCUCUGCACAGGGCCUGCAGCUGGAGCCUGGCUCUGGCCUCUUUGUGGCUCAGGCCGGAGGAGCCGACCCUGACAAGUUCCAGGGCAGCAUCGCGGAGCUGAGGGUGCGUGGGGACCCGCAGCUGAGCCCCCUGCACUGCCUGGAUGAGGAUGACGACGACGACGACGGCGGGGCUUCCGGAGACUUUGGGAGUGGACUGGAGGAGAACCGAGAGCUGGCCAGGGAGGAGACGGGCGCACCCCGAACACCCAGCCUCCCUGAGCAGCCCCCGGUCACUUCUCCUCCCUUGGCUGGAGGCAGCAGCAUAGAAGAUUCCAGAGCUGAAGAAACUGAGGAGGAAACCACGGUGGCCUCGUUAGGAGCUCAGACCCUUCCUGGCUCAGGUGUGGCUUCCGCGGGAGAGGAGGAUGUCCAGAGCCCUGGGGACCCCCUGGCAAAGGGAGGCCAGAAGGGGCAGAAGGGGGAGCCGGGAGCCCGGGGCCUGCCCGGCCCAGCCGGGCCUCAGGGUCCUGCAGGCCCGGCGGUUCAGGGCCCAGAGGCACUGCCAGUUCCGGGGGCACAGGGGCCGCCUGGGCCUCCAGGUCCGCCGGGGAAGGAUGGUGCCCCAGGAAGGGACGGUGAGCCGGGCGACCCUGGUGAAGAUGGAAAACCCGGUGAAGCUGGGCCCCAAGGCUUCCCGGGGACCCCAGGAGACGUGGGCCCCAAGGGCGAGAAGGGGGACCCUGGGAUCGGGCCAAGAGGACCUCCAGGGCCCCAGGGGCCUCCGGGGCCACCAGGACCCCCCUUCAGACACGACAAGCUGACCUUCAUCGACAUGGAGGGAUCCGGCUUCGGGGGCGACCCAGAGACCCUCAGAGGCCCGCGUGGCUUCCCCGGGCCCCCCGGCCCCCCGGGCGUCCCAGGCCUGCCGGGUGAGCCGGGCCGCUUCGGCCUGAACAGCUCGCACGCGCCAGGGCCUGCCGGUCUCCCUGGAGUGCCUGGGCGGGAUGGGCCCCCCGGCGUUCCCGGCCCCCAGGGCCCCCCAGGCCCCCCCGGAAAAGACGGGCAGCCAGGACCGGCGGGACACAAAGGCAGCCCCGGCGACGUGGGCGCCCCAGGACCCAAGGGAAGCAAGGGGGACCCUGGCCCCGUGGGCUUCCCCGGCGAGAGUGGCAUAGCAGGAGCCCCUGGGCCAGCUGGACCCCAAGGCCCCCCCGGGCCCCCAGGCCCCCCCGGGCCCCCAGGACCAGGACUUGCUGCUGGAUUUGAGGACAUGGAAGGCUCGGGGGGACCCUUCUGGCUGACGGCCCGAGGCGCCGAAGGGCUGCAGGGACCACCCGGACCCCCAGGACUCAAGGGGGACCCUGGAACGGCUGGAACACCUGGAGCCAAGGGAGAAGUUGGAGCUGACGGAGCCCCCGGCUUCCCAGGCCUUCCUGGGAGAGAGGGCGCUGCUGGGCCCCCGGGACCCAAAGGAGAAAAGGGGAGCCAGGGAGAAAAAGGAGACCCAGGGAAGGACGGAGUGGGGCAGCCCGGCCUGCCCGGGCCCCCUGGGCCCCCGGGGCCUGUGGUCUACGUGUCGCAGCAGGAUGGAGCAGUGGUGAGCGGGCCGGGACCCGAGGGCCGCCCAGGCUUUGCAGGCUUCCCUGGACCUGCUGGGCCGAAAGGCGACCUGGGCUCCAAAGGCGAGCAAGGCCUCCCGGGACCCAAGGGUGAGAAGGGGGAACCCGGCAGCACUGUCAGCCCUGAUGGCCGAGCCCUGGGCCCCGCCCAGAAAGGAGCCAAGGGCGAGCCGGGCUUCCGAGGACCCCCGGGCCCGUACGGACGUCCUGGGCACAAGGGCGAGAUCGGCUUCCCUGGGCGGCCGGGCCGCCCCGGGAUGAAUGGAUUGAAAGGAGAGAAGGGGGAGCCGGGGGAUGCCAGCCUCGGAUUUGGCAUGAGGGGAAUGCCUGGCCCCCCAGGGCCCCCAGGGCCCCCAGGCCCCCCCGGGACGCCCGUCUAUGACAGCAACGCGUUUGUUGAGUCUGGCCGCCCCGGGCCCCCAGGACUGCCAGGGCUUCAGGGACCUUCGGGACCAAAGGGUGACAAAGGAGAAGUGGGCCCCCCAGGACCAGCAGGGCAGUUCCCGUUCGACCUCCUCCGCCUGGGGGCUGAGAUGAAGGGCGAGAAGGGGGACCGAGGGGACGCUGGACAGAAAGGCGAGAGGGGCGAUCCUGGGACCGGUGGCUUCUUUGGCUCCAGCGUGCCCGGCCCUCCUGGUCCCCCCGGCCCACCGGGCUACCCCGGGAUUCCGGGCCCCAAGGGGGAUAGCAUUCGGGGCCAGCCCGGCCCCCCUGGACCUCAGGGACCCCCUGGCAUCGGCUAUGAGGGGCGCCAGGGCCCUCCUGGGCCCCCAGGACCGCCUGGGCCCCCCUCGUUCCCUGGACCUCACAGGCACACUGUCAGCAUUCCUGGCCCACCAGGCCCACCCGGUCCCCCAGGACCUCCUGGAACCCUGGGCGCCUCCUCAGGCGUGAGGGUCUGGGCCACCUACCAGACCCUGCUGGACAAGGUCCACGAGGUGCCCGAGGGCUGGCUCCUCUUCGUGGCCGAGAGUGAGGAGCUGUACGUCCGUGUCCGCAGUGGGUUCCGGAAGGUGCUGCUGGAGGCCCGGACGCCUCUCCCGCGAGGGACGGACAAUGAGGUGGCCGCCCUGCAGCCCCCCGUGGUACAGCUGCAGGAGGGCAACCCCUACCCCCGUCGGGAGCACUCCUACUCCACUGUGCGGCCCUGGCGGGCAGAUGACAUCCUGGCCAACCCCCCACGCCUGCUGGACCCCAAGCCCUACCCCGGGGCCCCACACCAUGGCGCCUACACACACCUCCAGCCCGCCCGCCCCACGCCCUUGCCCGUCCACCUCCACCAGGACUUCCGGCCGGUGCUCCACCUGGUGGCGCUCAACAGCCCCCUGUCGGGCGGCAUGCGGGGCAUCCGCGGGGCCGACUUCCAGUGCUUCCAGCAGGCGCGGGCCGUGGGGCUGGCCGGCACCUUCCGCGCCUUCCUGUCCUCGCGGCUGCAGGACCUGUACAGCAUUGUGCGCCGCGCCGACCGCGGGGUGCUGCCCGUGGUCAACCUCAAGGACGAGGAGCUGUCCCCCAGCUGGGAGGCGCUGUUCUCAGGCACCCAGGGCCAGCUGAGGCCAGGAGCCCGCAUCUUCUCCUUCGACGGCAGGGACGUCCUGCGGCACCCAGCCUGGCCCCAGAAGAGCGUGUGGCACGGCUCGGACCCCAGCGGGCGCAGGCUGACCGACAGCUACUGCGAGACAUGGCGGACAGAAGCGCCGGCGGCCACAGGCCAGGCCUCCUCGCUGCUGGCGGGCAGACUGCUGGAGCAGACGGCCGCGAGCUGCCACCACGCCUACGUCGUCCUCUGCAUCGAGAACAGCUUCAUGACCUCCUCCAAGUAGGGCUGAGCUGGGACGGCCGAGGCACGCACAGGUGGCCGCGGACAGCAGGCAGGGGGCCGCCGGCGCCCCUGGGGACCUUUCCUGCGUGGUUCACAUUUCAUGUAAUCCUCAAGAAAUAAAAGGAAGCCAAAGAGUGUAUUUUUAAAAAAGUCUAAGACACAAA